GCAGGCGCACUGGACUGUUCACAUAACGAACGUUAGGUGGCAAUAUCGCUUUACAUGGGCGUUUUAAAAUAAGCUCUACCUCAUAAGUACUGUCAUACAUGGGCUGAGUGUAAACAGGAAGAACGACUUGUUUGAACUGAAAUGCAUUUUUGUGUGUUAAGAAAUAUAUAUUUUAAUUAUUGGAAAAGUUUGUCGCUAGGUCCUACCGCUACUGGGCUGCUGUUUCCGGGGGAUUGCUGAUGCGAGUGCAACCUGUGUGCGUCCCGAUAUUUGUCCGUGUGUGAGAUUUUAGGAGUUUUAUUGAUACAAUGGAUGAAUUUAAAGACUCUAACCUGGACUACUUUCCUGAAAACAUUUUAAUUGAUGUGUUGUCGUAUUUGAGCGUACGGGAACUCGUGAGAGCUGGGAGAGUAUGUAAGAGAUGGAAACGCCUUGUUAAAGACCAAAGGCUGUGGAGACACGUCGAUCUGACAGCAUGGAAAGGGGUAACGUCCCGCAUCCUUUGGCUCCUGCUGCGUCAGUACCUGGGUUGUGGACUGAGGAGCAUACGGCUGCGUGGUUUGCUGCUUUCUGCCAGAGGAGGAACCUUCCUCUCUGAGUCUUGGCUCAAAGCUUUGUCCACUAAGUGCCCUCGCCUAAGUAAGCUCUAUCUACUGCAUGCAGACCUGAGAAGCUUGCCCACUUACCAGAUCCUACCUCCGUCUUUAAAGGUGCUGGAGCUACAUGGGUGUGAGUUGCCUCGUGAGUUUUUUAGCCUGACGCCUGCUUCACCUGCUCCUUCCCAAGCCACUUCAAGUGUUGGUGCUCAGCAGCAAAGAAAGGAUAAGAAAGGAAAAGGGCCUAGCUCUCCAUCAGUGAUUGGAAUUGAAAGGUUAGUCCUUAACAAUGUGCCCUCUUUCACGGACCAGCAUCUGCUGAGUCUGACAUCCUGGGAGAGGCUCAGUCGAUUGGAGCUAAAAGACACCUUUCGUGUGACAGCUAACGGGCUCAGGAGCUGUGCUGCCAAGGACGGUGCCUGUGGUGUGGAAGGGCUUUCGGGUCUCAAGUUCCUGGAAAUAGGCAUCACUGGGCGGCAAGGCUACCAGUUACAGAUGGCUUCCCUUGGGCUAGGUGCAGGAUGGCUCGGGCUGGAAGAGCUGAGUCUGGGUGGUAAGGAGGUGGGCCCAGGCCUGCUCUGUGCCAGCCGCCUGAAGGACCUGAAGUGUCUCUGCCUGUGGGCCUGCACGCUUAGUGAGAUGCAGAUAGUGCGGAGCUGCAGGAUGCUCCGUGGACUCCGCCAGCUGGAGUUUUUGAACGUUGUCUUCCAGCCUCGGCAGUGUCCACCAAUGGCAGAGGGGGAAGGUGGUGCUGGUGCUGAAGAAGAGCAGGACAAUGAAGAGGCCGCAGGUGGAGAUAACAGCAAUGAUGAGAACAAAGUGCUAGAUACAAACGAUCCUAUUCCAAGUUUACGCCGCGCACUUGCUGCCCUGCUGCCGUCCUGCACUCUUGUUUUCACAAACUGCACUGUGCAGAUCAAUACAGACUAAAGUAUACUGAUGUAUACAGUUGGAUAAUUUCUUAGGAAUAACUGCACAGAAAUUAUGCGAUAAGUAAUUGUAUUUUAUUUAUUUUGCGAAGCAUAUAUUUUUGAAAAUAAAUCAGAAAUUCCAAGGAUCAAACUCCUAUCAAUGCAUGCAUUAUCAAAAAAUGCUCUGAGAAAGUCUGUUAAAUAAUCUGCAAGCAUCAUCAACCAGAGGAGGACCACCAGUUCUCAAUAAUGCAACUUAUUUGCCCUCAACAUGAGCUAAAUAUUGAAUUUUAUCCAGGGCUAUUGUUUGUUUUUAUCACUCACAUGUCUUUUCUUUCUGUAUUGGUAGGAUAUUUUUCACUAUUUAUCUUCAAACUUGAAUAAAAGUCUACUUUUAACAAGGCUUCACUGUGAUAAAGUAUGUAUGAACUAACCAGACAAGGAUGUCUGUUGGCUAAUCAGGAUAUGUAAAGGAUAAUUGAAGGACUGGAAAAAAAAAAAAAGAUAACUGACGUUAGUAUUUUAGAAACAUUUCUUACAAAA
This is a messenger RNA of Notolabrus celidotus (New Zealand spotty), 2050 nucleotides long. Its product is annotated as F-box/LRR-repeat protein 12-like. The record is from RefSeq and is a predicted model, not a curated record. Gene Ontology annotation, biological process: SCF-dependent proteasomal ubiquitin-dependent protein catabolic process; positive regulation of protein ubiquitination. Gene Ontology annotation, molecular function: protein binding. NCBI's taxonomy places the organism in Eukaryota, Metazoa, Chordata, Actinopteri, Labriformes, Labridae. The transcript has 3 exons. The coding region runs from base 309 to 1526 and encodes 405 amino acids. Gene Ontology annotation, cellular component: SCF ubiquitin ligase complex.